CAGGCGGAAGUCCCGGAUCGAGGCGCCGCCAUUUUUGCUGCCCGGACGCGGAGCGAGGAGGCUGAGAGCGAAGAAGUCGGGAGACCUCUAUCCGCUUCCAUCCGUCGCGCAGAGCCUGCCGGAGCCGCCGCCGCCGCCGCUAUGGAUGAUCGGGAGGAUCUGGUGUACCAGGCGAAGCUGGCCGAGCAGGCCGAGCGCUACGACGAAAUGGUGGAAUCAAUGAAGAAAGUAGCAGGAAUGGAUGUAGAGUUGACAGUUGAAGAAAGAAACCUCUUAUCCGUUGCAUAUAAAAAUGUGAUUGGAGCUAGAAGAGCUUCCUGGAGAAUAAUCAGCAGCAUUGAACAGAAAGAAGAAAAUAAGGGAGGAGAAGACAAACUAAAAAUGAUCCGAGAAUACCGACAAAUGGUUGAGACUGAACUAAAGUUAAUCUGUUGUGACAUUCUGGAUGUACUGGACAAACACCUCAUUCCAGCAGCUAACACUGGCGAGUCCAAGGUUUUCUAUUAUAAAAUGAAAGGGGACUACCACAGGUAUCUGGCUGAAUUUGCCACAGGGAACGACAGGAAGGAAGCUGCAGAGAAUAGCUUAGUGGCUUAUAAAGCUGCUAGUGAUAUUGCAAUGACAGAACUUCCACCAACGCAUCCCAUUCGCUUGGGUCUUGCUCUCAAUUUUUCUGUAUUCUACUAUGAAAUUCUUAAUUCCCCUGACCGUGCCUGCAGGUUGGCAAAAGCAGCUUUUGAUGAUGCAAUUGCAGAACUGGAUACGCUGAGUGAAGAAAGCUAUAAGGACUCUACACUUAUCAUGCAGUUGUUACGUGAUAAUCUGACACUAUGGACUUCAGACAUGCAGGGUGAUGAUUCCUAAAGGAAAAAUCCAACUCUUCCUUUCCUAAAAACUCUUUGUGAAGAGCAGAAUAAAGAAGCGCUGCAGGAUGUGGAAGAUGAAAAUCAGUGAGACCUAAAAAAGCCAACAAGAGAAACCAUCUCUGACCACCCCACUCCUUCCCAUCCCAUCCCCUUUGGAAAGUCCCCCCAUUGUCACUGAGAACCACCAAAUCUGACUUUUACAUUGGGUCUCAGAAUUUAGGUUCCUGCCCUGUUGGUUUUUUUAAAAACAGUUUUCAAAAGUUCUUAAAGGCAAGAGUGAAUUUCUGUGGAUUUUACUGGUCCCAGCUUUUAGGUUCUUUAAGACACUAACAGGACUGCAUAGAGGCUUUUUCAGCAUUACUGUAUUGUCUCCUGCCAGAUGUGGCAAGAUCACCAUUAGAUGGAAAUUGCAUUUGGAAGCCAUUAGAUGUCUAGUGAUAUGAACAUCUAAGCGAGGUUAAUCACACUAGAGGCAUAUGUGGUAUAUCGUUUUUCUUUUUCUAAUUGUUUAAAUCGAGUUUUAUACCAAUGUUAAAAUUAAUUGGGUGUUAGCUUGAAGUGGUUAAAGGUUGGGAGUUUGUUGUGAUGGUUUUCCUGUAAAGUGUUUCAAACUCUGCUGAAAUGUUGCUGAAAAGCAUGGUGCUGGUAACAGUUCAACAAUCCGUGGCUGCUCAUUCUUGCCUACCUUUACUCCCUCUGAAGCAGGUUAGCAUUGAAGGUGGUAUGGAAAAGCCUGCAUGCGUGUUCAGUUCUUUGUUUCUUCUCCUUCCCUCCCCAAGGCCCCCCUCUCCUGAUCCUUCUUCGCUCGCUCAACCUCUUUUGUUCAGUAUGUGUAACUUGAAGCUAAUUUGUACUACUGGAUAUCUGACUGGAGCCACAGAUACAGAAUCUGUAUUGUUCUUACUGAAACACAGCAUGGAAUUAACAUUAAACUUAAAUAAAACAAACCUAAAUUAAAAAUGCCAAAUACUAUUGCGCCUCCAUCCUUUUUAUCCUUCUAAAAUAAAAUCUUUAGUCCAAACACA
This is a messenger RNA of Suncus etruscus (white-toothed pygmy shrew), 1891 nucleotides long. It is a transcript of the gene YWHAE, whose product is annotated as tyrosine 3-monooxygenase/tryptophan 5-monooxygenase activation protein epsilon. The record is from RefSeq and is a predicted model, not a curated record. The coding region runs from base 142 to 864 and encodes 240 amino acids. Gene Ontology annotation, cellular component: cytoplasm. The transcript is spliced from 7 exons. NCBI's taxonomy places the organism in Eukaryota, Metazoa, Chordata, Mammalia, Eulipotyphla, Soricidae. Gene Ontology annotation, biological process: signal transduction.